Molecule: messenger RNA, 2493 nt
Organism: Nycticebus coucang (slow loris)
Lineage: Eukaryota; Metazoa; Chordata; Mammalia; Primates; Lorisidae
Gene: DNAJB4
Product: DnaJ heat shock protein family (Hsp40) member B4
Exons: 3
Coding region: 408-1421 (337 amino acids)
Cellular component (GO): cytosol
Molecular function (GO): protein-folding chaperone binding
Source: RefSeq, a predicted model, not a curated record
UAACUAGGAAAUAAAAACAGUAGAGCCAGAGGAAAAGGAAUAGUUAAUUGUGGAGGAGGAGAAAAUUCAGCUCGGUUCUUUGACUAGAGGCAGCUGGGAAAGUGACGUCCUGUGUAGCAUUUGCUGUUCUAGAAAGUACAGAGACACGUAGUGAGAAUGGGAGGAUCUAGAAGGAGGCCGUCACCUGUGUAGUGUAUAUUUAUCUGUAAGUGAGCUGUUUGGGAAGGAAUUAAAUACAGAGACGCUGUCUGCUCACUGCUUUAAGACAGCUAGCCGAAUAGCUGAUUUGCUUUAACUUUUAAAAUACCCAGCUUGGUUUAUUUUUCUUAGAAUUGGUGUAUUGCUAAGACUAGGGACGCUGUUUUCUUUUACAAAGGGAAAUCUAAGUUCAUUUCAAGAAAUUCGAAAUGGGGAAAGACUAUUAUCACAUUUUGGGAAUUGAAAAAGGAGCUUCAGAUGAAGAUAUUAAAAAGGCUUACCGAAAACAAGCCCUCAAAUUUCAUCCGGACAAGAACAAAUCUCCUCAGGCAGAGGAAAAAUUUAAAGAGGUCGCAGAAGCUUAUGAAGUAUUGAGUGAUCCUAAAAAGAGAGAAAUAUAUGACCAGUUUGGGGAGGAAGGGUUGAAGGGAGGAGCAGGAGGCACUGAUGGACAAGGGGGCACCUUCCGGUAUACCUUCCAUGGUGAUCCUCAUGCCACAUUUGCAGCAUUUUUUGGAGGGUCCAACCCCUUCGAAAUCUUUUUUGGAAGACGCAUGGGUGGUGGCAGAGAUACUGAAGAAAUGGAAAUAGAUGGAGAUCCUUUUAGUGCCUUUGGAUUCAGCAUGAAUGGAUAUCCAAGAGACAGGAAUUCUGUGGGGCCAUCCCGACUCAAACAAGACCCUCCAGUUAUUCAUGAACUUAGAGUGUCACUUGAAGAGAUAUAUAAUGGUUGUACCAAACGCAUGAAGAUCUCUCGAAAAAGGCUAAACUCUGAUGGAAGGAGCUAUAGAUCUGAGGACAAAAUACUUACCAUUGAGAUUAAAAAAGGAUGGAAAGAAGGCACAAAAAUUACUUUUCCAAGGGAAGGAGAUGAAACACCAAAUAGUAUUCCAGCAGACAUUGUUUUUAUCAUUAAAGACAAAGAUCACCCCAAAUUUAAAAGGGAUGGAUCAAAUAUAAUUUAUACUGCUAAAAUUAGUUUACGAGAGGCAUUGUGUGGCUGUUCAGUUAAUGUGCCAACAAUAGAUGGAAGAAACAUACCUAUGUCAAUAAAUGAUAUUGUGAAACCUGGAAUGAGGAGAAGAAUUAUUGGAUAUGGGCUGCCAUUUCCAAAAAAUCCUGACCAACGCGGUGACCUUCUAAUAGAAUUUGAGGUGUCCUUCCCAGAUACUAUAUCCUCAUCAUCCAAAGAAGUACUUAGGAAACAUCUUCCUGCCUCAUAGAAUGAAGAACUUUGUUACCCAUAUUUUGAUAAGGCACUGAAAAUGUAACAGGACUGGCAGUUUACUGAUGUAGAUGUGAAUUCUGUAUAAAGACGUGUAAAUUCUUUUGAGGGUUCAUUAAAUUGCAUGAAUAGAGACGGGUCAAAUAAAUAGGCAAAAGGAUUUUUACAGUUAGAGAUGAAGAGAAAGUCACUCACUGUAUUUUAUUUCAUUCCUCUCAAAUCAGAAAUUUUUAGUAUUUUGCUUAUAUGUAAAAGUUGUUUUUGUGAAGUCAGCAGAUGUAUUUCUAAUAAAGUACUAGACUAUCCAAGUACUUUAUUUCUUGUAUCUUUAGAUGAUCAGUAUGAAAGAUUCCCAUUUGUAAUGGAAAUUAAAAUUGUUAACUACACAUGUAGUUAUUUCUAGAAGAGGAUAAAAACCCAAGUAAUUUGAAAAUGUAGUUUUUAUAUUUAAAUCAUCUGAAAUGCUGCUAUAGGGCUGGUACCAGUAAAAGAAUAUUCUGAUGCAUAUGUUUCACCACUUUGAUUUUUCAAGUAUGCUAUAGCAUUUCUUAAUAACAUAGUUGUAAGGUUCUUGAGGCAGACCUUUUCUUCAUCAAAACAAAAUUAUUGGCAAUUUAUCUCCUGUGGAAAUCCCAGUUGCCUGAAUUACUCAUAUUUCAGAAAUAGACCAUUUUUAAAAUACCAUAUGUAAUUUUAUGCAAGUUAACUAUAUAUCUUGGACUUAAUAACUUAUAGGCUCAUUUUGUUGUCUCCUGGUUUAAAAUAAUUUGUUUAAUAAUAAAUGUGUUUUUAGAGGAAAUACUGUUACUUGGAAUUAAUUUUCCAAUUAUACAGUCUUCUAUAACUUACUCAUAAUAUGCUAUAUGUAUCUUAUGCAAUUUCCCUAAAGAGAAUAAACUAUCACUACACUAUGGUGUUAAACCAAAAUAUGGGGAAAAUAAACACUAACUGCUGCUUAUGGAUAAUGUUGCUACUACUUGUAAUGCAUAUAAAUAUUUUACUUUUUCAUAUGUAUAGAUUGCAUUUCUUAGGUGUUUUAAUUUUUUAAAUAUAUUUACAUUUUAAAAAUU